UUUUCUAAUCCUAACAGAAUUUCGGAAAAUUUCCAAUCAGACAACAGGAGAUAUAAAAUGUGAACAGCGAGAGUGAAAUGUCAGCCAAGGAUUUGCAAAAUAAUUUUUAAUAGAAGUCAAAAUAUACUUUAUUGAUAUAAUAAAAUAAUUUCAGAAGUUUGGUAAUACAUACAUGUUAGCGUAAUAAAGGAAAAACAUCUGACUACGAAAGGGAUAUCACUGAAAACAAAAGUUCAAGAUAGUUCUAGUGGCGGGAUUACGUUAAGAACAUUUCUGAGAGUGUAUACAAGUUCAUUAAAUUUAUUAGCAAUGGAACCGCCUUCUACAUUUCAUCCAUGCGAUGAGGCUGUGAUUGCUACAAAUGAUGAUGCCAGCGAUUGUAAGCGGUGUGCAGUUCGAUUAGGAUAUUGGAAAGAUGACUAUAUUGGAUAUUUUGUACGAAAUCAGGAUAGAAAAGCGCCUGAGAUAAAUCGAGGCUAUUUCGCGCGUGUGAAAGGUGUCGAAAUGUGCAUAGAAAAGUUUCUGAAGAAAACUGAUGGAAAUUGCCAAAUUAUAAAUCUUGGGUGUGGAUUCGAUACACUAUACUUUCGACUGAAGGAUACACCACACCAAGUAAAAAACUUUAUAGAAUUAGAUUUUCCAACGGUUACAGCACGAAAAUGCUACACAAUUAAGCGCAAUAAAGCAUUGCUUGCGAAAAUCCAUGACGAGGAUGGAGAAGUUCGUCUUAGCACAACAGACUUACAUGCCCCCAACUACCAUCUGAUGGGUGUAGACCUUAGAAAUUUGGAAGAAUUAGACAAUAAGCUGCAGCAAGCAGAAAUUGACUACAAACUUCCUACGAUAUUCCUUGCGGAGUGUGUGUUGGUUUACAUUGAAGCACAGAAUUGUAAGAAUUUACUCAAGUGGAUAUCCAGCAAAUUCAGCACUGCUGUAUUUGUCAACUACGAGCAGGUCAAUAUGAAUGACAGAUUCGGAGAAGUGAUGUUAAAUAACUUACGUGGGCGUGGCUGUAGUUUAGCUGGUGUUGAAUCGUGCAUUUCCUUGGAUACUCAAAUGGGUCGAUUUCUGGAAUGUGGUUGGAAUGGAAGUCGCGCUUGGGAUAUGGUACAGGUUUACCAAAGUAUAUCCCCAACCGAACGACAACGUGUUGAAAGACUAGAGAUGCUUGAUGAAGCCGAACUUCUCAUACAGUUAUUCCAACAUUAUUGCCUUGUCAUAGCUUGGAUAGGAGAACUCUUCCAGGAUAUUGAGAUUACAGUGGAAAAGCGUAUGUCAUCACUGAACAUUGAUUAAAGGAGUGCAUGCAAUUAUAAAAGCAUUCUCUGCGAUCCACAAACCCAGUGUAAAGCAUUGUAGGGAAUGAUGACACUCGACAAGAAUUGCUUAAUUAACUCGGGAGCACCGUAUGCUAUUCUGCUACUUUUAUUAACGUUAUUUUUUAUAUUGAAUGAAAAGUUUCAUGGCUAUUUGUGUACUUUAAGAAUUGAACUAUGUAAAAUAUAGUUUCUUUGUUUGUAAGGUAUAGGCGAAUUUGCAAGAUACAUUUUCUAUGUAAUUUAUAUGUAAAAAUUUAUAACAAACAAACAAAAAAUCCAAUUUAUUAUAAUGUUUCUAAGUGUUAACAAAAUUUGUCCUAUGUUUAUUUCCAUAACUUCUUAACAUCAUAUUUUCCUCCAUCAAAGUAUUUAUCUGAGUGUGUGUCGUCGUGUUUAACACUUAACAAAAGAAUCAAAAUGAAUACUAAUAAAGCUGAAAGAGGAGCCAAAUUCAAUAUAGUAUAUGUAUAUGUGUAUAUGUAAAAGAAUGUUUUGAAGAUAGUUUUGGAAACUCUCCAUAAAUAAAAAUGUUUGAAUUGUAAAAAAA
Messenger RNA from Zeugodacus cucurbitae (melon fly), 1866 nucleotides. RefSeq names its product leucine carboxyl methyltransferase 1. Bases 310 to 1296 code for a protein of 328 amino acids. Gene Ontology annotation, molecular function: protein C-terminal leucine carboxyl O-methyltransferase activity. The record is from RefSeq and is a predicted model, not a curated record. The transcript is spliced from 5 exons. Gene Ontology annotation, biological process: C-terminal protein methylation. NCBI's taxonomy places the organism in Eukaryota, Metazoa, Arthropoda, Insecta, Diptera, Tephritidae. Gene Ontology annotation, cellular component: cytosol.